CUGCAGCUGCAGGCAGACACACCAAAAAGGUAAAGGUAAAGGGCGAAAAGGAACAACAAAAAGGGACACCGCACAAAAAUAGAUGAAAAUGUAUAAAACAGAGUGCCGGCUGUUGCAGUGCCGUCAUUCGAUCACAAAUAUUCCAAGUUAUCACAUCGCACAGAAAGAGAGGCGGUAAAGAAAGUAAAACAAGAAAUUUGCAAGAAGAAUAAAAGAGUGACAAUUGAAAUUGUGAUUGUGAUUAGGAUUGUAAAUCACUAUCAAGAUUACACUUGAGAAAAAAAAACUAAAAAAAAGAGAAAAGAAACUAUGGCCGCAAAGAGCUGUCUAAAGAUCCUGUUCCAGGGAGAGACGAGCUUCAUCAUUUGUGAAUCCUUCCACACUUACGAGGAGAUCAUCUCUCAAGCCAUGUCAAAUUUUGGGAUACCGGAGAAUCAUAGGGAUGCCCUGACCCUCAGCAAUGGCCAGGGUUAUGUGUUUGAGGCCCAGCUCCUGGAAUACUUCCUCCUUCUGUUCCCCACCCCGGAGAUCACCUUCCACCUGAGACUCGACUGGCAGCAGCUGCGGAGAGGGAUCAGCCAGAUCCGGUCCCAGAAACGUAAGCGUCCCGUGGAACGUGUGGAUGAUGGCCAAAAGGUGCCCAUGGAGAGGGAGAAACCAAAUGAGGAGCAAGUCCAAGUGCAGGACUACAAACCGGUUGCAGUGUAUCGUCAGAACUGUUUCCUGGGAUCAUUGCCCGGCAAUGGAGCAGCUCCUGUGCGUCGCCAGAACGGCUUCCUAAGGGAGCAGAAGCAACAUCGCCAGCAGCAGCAACCUAAACCCAGGCCGCAGCCAGAAGGAGCGGAGGAGCUGGCCCAAACUCAGGAACCGCAGGUGAAGCGCCUUCGCCUGGAUGUGUGCCCCAAGUCCAGGAGGACUGCAUCCACAUCAGGGGCUCAUCAUUCCGUUCCCAUAAUGAGACCCAUACGCAUUUGAGGCGCAUUAAAGUAUUUGUAAAUAUAUAACUAUAAUCCGUAUACGAUAUAUAGACCGUAACGUAAGCUCAAAGGUUGAACCGCUGUUCCUUAGAUUUAACAUUAGAUUUAGAACCAAAUCAACGUCCAAAAAAUUA
This is a messenger RNA of Drosophila serrata, 1111 nucleotides long. It is a transcript of the gene Corp, whose product is annotated as Companion of reaper. The record is from RefSeq and is a predicted model, not a curated record. NCBI's taxonomy places the organism in Eukaryota, Metazoa, Arthropoda, Insecta, Diptera, Drosophilidae.